Messenger RNA from Alosa alosa (allis shad), 2008 nucleotides. RefSeq names its product solute carrier family 22 member 13b (gene slc22a13b). NCBI's taxonomy places the organism in Eukaryota, Metazoa, Chordata, Actinopteri, Clupeiformes, Clupeidae. The transcript has 10 exons. Gene Ontology annotation, molecular function: transmembrane transporter activity. Gene Ontology annotation, biological process: transmembrane transport. Gene Ontology annotation, cellular component: membrane. The record is from RefSeq and is a predicted model, not a curated record. Bases 289 to 1908 code for a protein of 539 amino acids.
UUGCCUUUCAAAGUUCCCUAGAUCUCAGCAAGAAUGCGCCGUGCGACAAAUUGACUGGAUCCAAUACGGCUCCGCUUAUUAGCCUAUCCUAACUGAGUGCGAAGCUGUGAUUUUUAUAUUUUCAAUCGUUGUAUUAAUCGGUUACCUCUGGCUAUUUAUGCCAUGAAAGACACAAUUGCACGCCAGUAAAAUAAAACUCGAAUUUAAACGUGUCUUUGCAAUUUAGUGAUUUAAUUGACACGAGGACUCUUUGAUUGUUAAAGAAAGGAAUAUACUCCCUGGAGGAAGAUGAUUGGCUUCGGGCAGAUAUUGACGGAAAUCGGAGAGUUCGGGACUUUUCAGAAGCGGCUGCUUGUGGCGAUAUGCAUACCCAACAUCUUCUCUGCUUUUCACAUGUUCUGUCAGGUUUUCACCGGUCUUUCUUUCUCCCAUCACUGCAACACGGACUGGAUCUUGAACGUUGGCCCUAAUCUGACUUAUGAAAAAGUAUUAAACCUGACUGUCCCUUUGGACGAUGAUGGAGAGUAUGACAGCUGCAAAAUGUUUACACCUGUGGACCAAGACUUGGACACUAUUGAAAAGUACGGGCUCAACAGCACGACCAAUUGCAUCGACGGAUGGAGAUUUUACGCACCUGAAGGAACCACCUCUAUAUUAACUGAGUUCAGUUUGGUGUGUGAAAAUGGUGGACUGAACGAGGCCUCACAAUCCAUUUACAUGGCUGGACUCCUGGUCGGAGCCCUGGUGCUGGGGCCGAUGGCAGACAAAUAUGGCCGGCGGUUUGUCGUUUUGUUGUCCCUGCUCCUGCAGUUCUUCUUUGGUGUUGGUGCAGCCUUCUCUCCAAACAUAUACGUCUAUAUCGGCCUGCGAUUUGUUGUGGGUGUCACAAUAUCAGGGAUUGCCAUAAAUGCAUUUGUCCUAGGGGCUGAGUGGUGUGGCACCUCCAAGCGUGCCCUCUUCACCAUCCUGUCGCACUGCUGCUACGCACUCGGCCUCAUGCUGAUGUCCGGCAUCUCCUACGGCGUCAGAAACUGGAGGCUUCUGCAGCUGGUGCUUUCCGCCCCUGUCGUUCUACUGGGUGUGUAUUAUUGGAUCCUUCCAGAAUCAGCUCGUUGGCUCCUUACACAAGGCAGACAAGAGCAAGCGCGGAAAGAAAUUCAGAACGUUGCUCGGGUGAAUGGAAGAAAUGUCCCAGAAUCUCUGCUAGAUAAGCUGGAGGCUGAGAACACGGCCAAAACUGGCAACAUGUUGGAUCUCUUCAGAAUAGCCUACUUGAGAAAAAGAGCUCUCAUCAUGAGCUACAUCUGGUUUGUAACCAGCCUGGUCUACUACGGGGUGAGCCUAAAUGUGGGCAACUUUGGCAUGGAUAUAUACCUCACGCAGCUCAUAUUUGGCAUCGCAGAACUUCCGGCCCGCCUGGGCUGCUUCCCCCUCAUCGAGCGCUUUGGGAGAAGGAUCUGCCAGAGCAUAGCUCUCUUUAUUGGAGGGACGGCAUGCCUGAUAAUUCCUGCCAUCCCAGAAGACCUUCCCAUCGUGGUGACGGUGAUUGCUGUGUUGGGAAAGUUUUGCCUGGCUGCCUCCUUCACCAUUGUGUAUGUGUACACAGCUGAACUCUACCCUACGGUGAUGAGGCAGAGUGGUGUGGGGCUGAACUCCAUGUGUGCGCGCGUGGCCGGCAUCCUUGCGCCCCUGAUCGGGCUGCUGGGGGUGUACCACAAAGCCAUCCCCAUGAUCAUCUAUGGCUCCCUCCCGUUCUUGGGAGGGGCGCUCUGUUUCAUGCUCCCUGAGACCCUCAACAAAGAGCUGGCAGACCACGCCGACCCAGAACAUAACCAGCAAAAACAUGAAAGUGUAGGCCUACCUUGCAGUGGUGAAGAGGAGAAAACACUUCAAACUACCAAAAUGUGAAGACACCAGAUCAUGUUUUAAUGGACAAUUAAGUAAUAAUGUACUUAAAAUGUAUAUUAUUGAUUUAAAAUGUCACUUAAAUAUGAAAUUGAAAUUAAUG